CUCUUGGAAAAUGAACCAGUUCCGGGCUCCAGGUGGUCAGAACGAAAUGCUGGCGAAAGCAGAAGACGCCGCUGAAGAUUUCUUCCGCAAAACAAGGACCUACCUACCCCACAUUGCUCGCCUCUGCCUCGUCUCCACAUUCCUUGAAGAUGGAAUCCGUAUGUACUUCCAAUGGGAUGAUCAAAAACAGUUCAUGCAAGAGUCUUGGUCUUGCGGUUGGUUCAUCGCAACUUUGUUCGUCAUCUACAACUUCUUCGGACAGUUCAUCCCGGUUUUAAUGAUCAUGCUCCGCAAGAAGGUGUUGGUCGCAUGUGGAAUUCUUGCCAGCAUUGUCAUUCUCCAAACCAUCGCUUACCAUAUUCUCUGGGACUUGAAGUUCUUGGCCAGAAACAUUGCCGUUGGUGGAGGACUUUUGCUCCUUCUUGCCGAGACACAGGAAGAGAAGGCUUCCCUGUUCGCCGGAGUUCCAACAAUGGGAGACUCGAACAAGCCAAAAUCGUACAUGCUUCUUGCCGGACGUGUUCUUCUUAUCUUCAUGUUCAUGUCUUUGAUGCAUUUUGAGAUGUCCUUCAUGCAAGUUUUGGAGAUUGUUGUUGGAUUUGCUCUCAUCACUCUCGUCUCAAUUGGUUACAAGACAAAGCUUUCCGCGAUUGUUCUUGUCAUCUGGCUCUUCGGACUUAACCUUUGGCUUAAUGCUUGGUGGACCAUUCCUUCCGACCGCUUCUACAGAGACUUCAUGAAGUACGAUUUCUUCCAAACCAUGUCCGUCAUUGGAGGACUUCUCCUUGUCAUUGCCUACGGACCAGGAGGAGUGUCAGUCGAUGACUACAAGAAAAGAUGGUAGAUACCCCAUUAACACCAGUACUUAUACGCAUUUCUAUGUCAAAUCAUUGCAUUACACUCACUCACCCCGAUAAAUUUACCUGGAUUGUUUAUAUAAUUUAUGAAUCUGUUUCGAUUUUUUCGAUAUUUCCUUUAAUCAAUAUAUUUAGAGUAGAACGUUUUCCCUCGGUUUCCCAUCCAAUGCUUCUUGUCGUAAUGUUACAACUUCAUAUCUAUUUCCUUUUAUUUUUUUUUGUCAUUUUCUUCCUUUCCCUAAAACUUCAUGGACUAUAUGGGUUGUUUUCCAAUGAAACUCUCCCUACAAACUUCUAUUUUUCUCACACGAAUCACAACUAAAACAGUCAUUUUUCCACCACUUUCCUUUACUUUCUAAUCGGCCUAUCCCAAUUUUCUUCUGGUAGUUUUGUUCCCGUAAAGAAUAAACAUUUUUCUGUC
Messenger RNA from Caenorhabditis elegans, 1278 nucleotides. It is a transcript of the gene sft-4, whose product is annotated as Surfeit locus protein 4 homolog. NCBI's taxonomy places the organism in Eukaryota, Metazoa, Nematoda, Chromadorea, Rhabditida, Rhabditidae. The transcript is spliced from 4 exons. Gene Ontology annotation, cellular component: membrane; endoplasmic reticulum membrane. The coding region runs from base 11 to 844 and encodes 277 amino acids. The record is from RefSeq and is marked reviewed.